AUGUGCCCAAUACAGCACAACAUAACACGCACACUGCACGCCCUGGAACGCUUUAGGGAAGGCAUGCUGAUCCUGGCGGGGGAUCUCAACCUGGCCCUGGACCCGCGUCUGGACACCUCCCUGGGAACUAGCUCCCUACCGGCUUCCUACCAACGCAAGGCCCUCAUGGCCCUCAAGAACUCGGGGUUGGCAGACUCAUGGCGAGUGGCCCACCCACUAGGGAGGGACUACUCCUACUACUCUACGGUCCACAACCGCUACAGUCGGUUGGACUAUAUCGUCCUCCCCAUUGAAUAUCUUUCGCUCUUGCAAUCCAGUGGGAUCCACGCAGCAACUUGGUCGGACCACGCACCGGUCUGGACUAAGAUUGCCUCCCCGCU
Molecule: messenger RNA, 380 nt
Organism: Pelobates cultripes (western spadefoot toad)
Lineage: Eukaryota; Metazoa; Chordata; Amphibia; Anura; Pelobatidae
Source: the annotation of a GenBank genome assembly